Molecule: messenger RNA, 1137 nt
Organism: Pseudomassariella vexata
Lineage: Eukaryota; Fungi; Ascomycota; Sordariomycetes; Amphisphaeriales; Pseudomassariaceae
Product: Alpha/Beta hydrolase protein
Exons: 1
Coding region: 1-1137 (378 amino acids)
Source: RefSeq, a predicted model, not a curated record
AUGCCGGCAACAGCACGUGCAGAAAGCCAAGCAGUCGACUGCACCGGCAUCAAUGCCGUCAGCCCCAAGUGCAGCACCAAUGAGACGGCCUACUUUCGCGACUUCUUCUACCUGGGCGGACGGUACCUGACGACGUCGUCGGGCAACCUCACCUUCGACCAGCUCUACGUCGAGAAGCUCACGCCGGCAUUGGGCGUAUCGCAGCCCAAGCCCCUGGUUUUCUUUCACGGCGGCGCCGUCUCGGGCGUGACGUGGCUCAACACCCCCGAUAACCGGAAGGGCUUCGCUUCGUACUUCCUGGAAAGGGGGUUCAUGGUCUACCUGGUGGACCACACGUCCGUCGGCCGCAGCAGCCAGAUGGACACGGCUGACUACGUGCUGUGGAACACGACGACGGCCGAAGGCGUCGAGGCCGCGUUUACUGCCCCCGAACUCGCGGCUGCGUAUCCGCAGGCUGUCAACCAUACCCAAUGGCCCGGCACCGGCAUCAAGGGCGACCCCUACUUCGAUGCCUUCCGCAAGACCGUCAUCCCCUUUACCAGCAACUGGACCACCGGCGAGCUGUCCAUGCGCGCCUCAGCCUGUGACCUGCUGGACCACAUCGGCCCUUCGUACCUCAUCUCCCACUCCUCCGGCGCGACCUAUUCCGUCCUCCUUUCGAAUGACUGCCCGCAAAAUGUAGCGGGGAACAUCAACCUGGAGCACUCGACCCAGCCCUUCUGGAACUACGGCUCGACGCUCAACUCCGGAUCCGCGAUACGGCCCUGGGGUCUCGCCAACACGCCGUUGGACUACGACCCCCCUAUCACCAACGCCUCGGAGCUCGUCGUGGAAAUCGUCGGCAACGACACCCUGGCCCUCCGCAAUUGCCACCUGCAAGCCGAGCCGGCGCGCCAGUUGCCCAAGAUUGCGAGUGUGCCCUACUUGUGCAUCACGGGCGAGGCCAGCGUGCACGCCACGUAUGAUCACUGCGUUAUCGAAUAUUUGAAGCAGGCUGGGGCAAACCCGGACUGGAUCAAGCUGGCUGAUCUUGGAAUACAUGGGAAUGGCCACUUUAUGCAUCUUGAGAUGAAUAACCUUGAGAUUGCUGCUGUGGUUGAGGGGUGGAUACUGAAAACGGAGAGUUCGCAGCCGUAG